Molecule: messenger RNA, 720 nt
Organism: Armigeres subalbatus
Lineage: Eukaryota; Metazoa; Arthropoda; Insecta; Diptera; Culicidae
Exons: 3
Coding region: 1-720 (239 amino acids)
Source: RefSeq, a predicted model, not a curated record
AUGUAUUGUUCCUUUUUGUUGAUUACAUUUUCGUUGUACUUUUUUGUGUCUUUAAGCGACGCUAUUGAUUAUGAAGACCCUAGUAAUUGUAGCCAUGUUUUGGAUCAAGGUCGAUUCUUGAUGUUUCCUAGUUCGAGCGUGCUUCAGUUUUCAAUGGCCACGGUAACAUCAGGUCCACUUUUCUUCCCAAAAAAGAAAUACCCGGCAAGACGUUUGGGUAUGAACCUUGGAUUCCAGGCUAACUAUCCGCUCCCGUAUAGAUUGCAAGAUUUCUAUAAAUUUCCAACAUGGGCCCGAGCCCUGGUUGACGUGGCGAAGGGAAGAUUCUUACCGACUGAGAUAGUCACCGCAAGGGCUAUUCGGAGAAGGAGCACCCCUAGGCCGCUGAGCGCUGGUGAUGUCUACACAGCACUAGAGGAAAUUUUGGAUUUUUCGGGAUAUGAUAAGGAUUGCGUGCUCAAAAGUGUUUGUGAGCUGUCACACAGCCCAUUUGACGAUCUAGAAGGGGAUUUGUACGCUGAAAUUAUACAUUUUUUCCUAACGCCGUCAGAACACCAAGCAUUCCAUGUAUCCGAGCGCAGAAUGAAACAAAAAUAUGAAUUAGCAGAACGUUUUGGAAAAAUGGGUGCAGACUGCACUAUGAUGUACCCUAAAUGUAGAAGAAGUUUUUUGAUGGAUAUUUCUGAGUUCAUAGAUGACAAUAAAAUUGACGCAAAUUGA